This is a messenger RNA of Staurois parvus, 282 nucleotides long. The record is from the annotation of a GenBank genome assembly. Lineage: Eukaryota; Metazoa; Chordata; Amphibia; Anura; Ranidae.
GGAGAGAGCGGAUAUAGUGAAUGCGGGGUCCGGGGAGAGCGGAUAUAGUGAAUGCAGGGUCCGGGGAGAGCGGAUAUAGUGAAAUGCGGGGUCCGGGGAGAGCGGAUAUAGUGAAUGCGGGGUCCGGGGAGAGCGGAUAUAGUGAAUGCAGGGUCCGGGGAGACCGGAUAUAGUGAAUGCGGGGUCCGGGAGAGCGGAUAUAGUGAAUGCGGGGUCCGGGGAGAGCGGAUAUAGUGAAUGCGGGGUCCGGGGAGAGCAGAUAUAGUGAAUGCGGGGUCCGGG